AACACGAGUGGUCACUAGUCAGCACCAUGGAUGGAUCGACCUCGAAAUUCCGAUAUGAAAAGGCAGCGAGAGAGAGAGAGUAGUCGACGAGACGACAUGGAGGGUAGGCCCAGCCGCACUAUCUUUCUUUGCUAGCUUCGCUUGCUUGCUGCUCCUUUCGGCAGUUCAUUCACAAGAGCAGAAGCGAUCUGUGCUGCUGCUGCUGCUCAUCAUGUAGCAGAAUUAAUUAAAGGGGCUUAAUUAAUUGCUGGGAUAAUCACGAUCGGAUUCAGCAUCAGCAGCAGCCUAUAAAUAAAGCCUCCAGCUCACAGGUCGCAACUUGCCAUAUACCACACCUAAGCUAGACAGACAGCAACAAGAAAGCAGAGAGACAGAGGUAGAGAGGCUUAGAGAGCUAUUGACGUGCAAUUCUUGUGCGCGUUCGCGGCAAUGGAUGUGGAGAGCUGCGCGUCGUCGUCGCCGCCGCCGGAUGCCGCCGUCGACUGGCGCGGCCGGCCGUGCGAGCCGCGCCGCCACGGCGGCAUGCGCGCCGCCGUCUUCGUGCUAGGGAUCCAGGCGUUCGAGAUCAUGGCGAUCGCGGCGGUGGGGAACAACCUGAUAACGUACGUGUUCGGGGAGAUGCACUUCCCGCUGUCGCAGGCGGCCAACGUGGUGACCAACUUCGUCGGCACCAUCUUCCUACUCUCCCUCCUCGGCGGAUUCCUCUCCGACUCCUACCUCGGCUGCUUCUGGACCAUGCUCAUCUUCGGCUUCGUCGAGCUCUCGGGUUUCAUACUUCUGUCGGUGCAAGCUCACCUGCCGCAGCUGAAGCCGCCGCCGUGCAACAUGGCGGCCACGGACGGCGGCUGCGAGCAGGCAAGGGGCAUCAAGGCGAGCAUCUUCUUCGCCGCGCUCUACCUCGUGGCGCUCGGCAGCGGCUGCCUCAAGCCCAACAUGAUCGCGCACGGCGCCGACCAGUUCGCGGCCGCGGCCGGCGGCGGCGGCGCCGCCGCGGCGGACAAUGCCAAGAGGCUCUCGACCUACUUCAAUUCGGCCUACUUCAGCUUCUGCGCCGGCGAGCUCGUCGCGCUGACGGCGCUGGUCUGGGUGCAGACGCACUCCGGGAUGGACGUCGGGUUCGGCAUCUCCGCCGCCGCCAUGGCGGCCGGGCUCGUCAGCCUCGUCUCCGGCGCCGCCUUCUACCGGAACAAGCCUCCUCAGGGCAGCAUCUUCACGCCCAUUGCAAGGGUGUUUGUUGCCGCCUACACCAAGAGGAAGCAAAUCUGCCCUUCCAGCUCCUCCGAUCCCGUCAAUGCCGGCGUUUGCGAGCCGGCGCACCUCGCCGGCGGCAGCUUCCGCCACGCCAGCAAGUUCAGGUUCUUGGACAAGGCGUGCAUCAGGGCGGCGGAGCAGGGGCCGAACACGAAGCCGGAGAGCCCGUGGCGGCUGUGCACGGCGGCCGAGGUGCGGCAGGCCAAGACGCUCCUCGCCGUGGCGCCCAUCUUCGCGUGCACCAUCGUCUUCAACACCGUGCUGGCGCAGCUGCAGACGUUCUCGGUGCAGCAGGGGAGCGCCAUGGACACCGCGCUCGGCGGCGCCGGCUCCUCGUUCCGCAUCCCGCCGGCGUCGCUGCAGGCCAUCCCCUACGCCAUGCUGCUGGCGCUCGUCCCGGCGUACGAGCUCCUCCUCGUCCCGCUCAUGAGGCGCGCCACAGGGGCGCGGUCCGGGAUCACCCCGCUCCAGCGGAUCGGCGUGGGCCUCUGCACCGUGCCGCUCUCCAUGGUCGCCGCCGCCACCGUCGAGCACAGGCGCCGCGACCUGUCCCUGUCCGCCGGCGGCGCGCCGCCGCGGGCGAUGUCCGUGCUGUGGAUCGUGCCGCAGUUCCUCGUGUUCGGCGUGUCGGAGAUGUUCACCGCCGUGGGGCUCAUCGAGUUCUUCUACAAGCAGGCGCGCGGCGCCGGCAUGCAGUCCUUCCUCACGGCGCUCACCUACUGCUCCUACGCCUUCGGCUUCUACCUCAGCUCGGUGCUCGUGUCGCUCGUGAACCGUGUCACGGCGAGCCGCGGCGGCGGCGGCCAUGGCGGGUGGCUCGGCGACAACGACCUGGACAAGGACAGGCUGGACCUCUUCUACUGGAUGCUCGCCGUGCUCAGCGUGAUCAACUUCUUCUGCUACCUGCUCUGCGCGAGGUGGUACAACUCCGGCGGCGCCGACGACGGCUGCGACGCCUCCGCCUCCGCUCAGGUCGCCGCCGAAGGCGACGGCAACGGCAAGGAGAUCAUCUGAAGAAAAAAAAACAUAGAAUUAUAAUUCUAUGCGACUGAAAACUGUAUAUGCGUAUAGCUGUAAUGUAUGUAUGUAUGUAUGUAUGUAUGUAUGUAUGUAUGUAUGUAUGUAUACAUGCACGAGGAAUAGUGGCAAGAAAUGAAGAAAAUGAGUAAUGCUAGGUUGAAAUUAUAAGGCUCUACUUUGAUAAGGAAUAGGAAAUACAUUAUGCUUUGCCUUGGA
This is a messenger RNA of Oryza sativa Japonica Group (Japanese rice), 2487 nucleotides long. Its product is annotated as protein NRT1/ PTR FAMILY 4.4. Gene Ontology annotation, cellular component: membrane. Lineage: Eukaryota; Viridiplantae; Streptophyta; Magnoliopsida; Poales; Poaceae. Gene Ontology annotation, molecular function: transmembrane transporter activity. The record is from RefSeq and is a predicted model, not a curated record. Gene Ontology annotation, biological process: transmembrane transport.